AUGUCAAGUGGCAUUGACGUUGCGAUUAUCGGCGUUGGCCUUGUGGGCUCUGCAGUGAUUGCGCAGCUCUCUUCAGUCUCCCCCCUUUCGUCCCUGCAUGUGAUUGCACUGCAGAACAGCAAAAAGACCCUGCUUGCGGAGCCGGGUCAGCGCCUCGCGCUCGGCGCGAACGGCGAGUGGAAGGAAUCGCUUGCUUCGAGCCCGGUCGACGCGCUCUCGCUCGAUGAGCUUGUGAACAAGCUGCACGAGAUCCAGGCACAGAACAAGCGCCACAUUGCGGUGGUCGACAACACGUCGGACGACGGCGUCGCCUCGUUCUACCCCCUCUUUGUGCAGGCCGGCUUCAGCGUCGCGACGCCGAACAAGAAGGCGUUCUCGGGCUCGCUGGACCUCUAUUCGCACAUCCUGCACUCGGCCAUGCAGCCCGAGGUGCUCGCCAAGGGACCACUGGUCUACCAGGAGAGCACCGUCGGCGCGGGUCUGCCCAUCAUCAGCACGCUCGAGGACCUCGUGAUUACUGGCGACAAGGUGAAGAAGAUCGAGGGCGUGCUCAGCGGCACGAUGUCGUACAUCUUCAACGAGUUCUCGCCCCCUGGCGGUAGCACGCGCAAGUUCUCCGACAUUGUGACGGUCGCCCGUGCCAACGGCUACACUGAGCCGAACCCCGGCGACGACCUGUCUGGCUCGGACGUGGCGCGCAAGCUCACGAUCCUGUCGCGCCUCAUUCCCGAGCUGGUGAAUGCGCUGCCCGACGGCUUCACGUCGGUCGACACCCAGUCGCUGACCCCGGCUGGCCUGCGCGACGAGAAGGACGCCGACACGUACGUCAAGCGUCUGCCCGAGUUCGACGCCGAGUUCGACGAGCUGCGCGCCAAGGCGCAGGCCAACAACGCCGUGCUCCGCUACGUCGGUGUGAUCGACGUAGAGAACAAGGUGAUCAAGGCCGGCCUCGAGUCGUACCCUGCCGACCACGCGUUCGCCACGUCGCUCGGCGGUUCGGACAACAUCAUCUCGUUCACGACGCAGCGCUACAGCAACCGCCCUCUGCUUGUGCAGGGCGCGGGUGCCGGCGCGGAUGUGACCGCGAUGGGCGUCGUGGCCGACCUGGUCCGCAUUGCGCAGCGCCGCGGAUAA
Molecule: messenger RNA, 1134 nt
Organism: Malassezia japonica
Lineage: Eukaryota; Fungi; Basidiomycota; Malasseziomycetes; Malasseziales; Malasseziaceae
Product: homoserine dehydrogenase
Exons: 1
Coding region: 1-1134 (377 amino acids)
Biological process (GO): L-homoserine biosynthetic process; aspartate family amino acid biosynthetic process
Molecular function (GO): aspartate kinase activity; homoserine dehydrogenase activity; NADP binding
Source: RefSeq, a predicted model, not a curated record